This is a messenger RNA of Paramecium tetraurelia, 741 nucleotides long. RefSeq lists its product as uncharacterized. Gene Ontology annotation, cellular component: plasma membrane; endoplasmic reticulum membrane. The transcript has 7 exons. NCBI's taxonomy places the organism in Eukaryota, Ciliophora, Oligohymenophorea, Peniculida, Parameciidae. Gene Ontology annotation, biological process: endoplasmic reticulum membrane organization. The record is from RefSeq and is a predicted model, not a curated record.
AUGCUUGAAGUUUCAUCAACUGAGAUUAUGUUCGAAUUAAAAAAUGACCUUUAUAUUCCUUACAACAUAAGUUUAAAGAAUGUCACAUCCCUAUACUUGGCUUAUAAAAUUAAAUCCACUAAACCAGAACUAUUUUCUGUCAAACAAAGUCGAGGAAUAAUUUCGCCUCUCCAAUCUGAAAAUGUUGAAUUCAGCACAACUGAUAGAGCAAAAAAUUUAGACCCAAAGCAUAUCGUCAAUUAAAAAUUUUUAAUUUAUGCUAUUGGUGUUCCAGAGAAAAAAUCAAUGGCUGAAAUUGAGAAUCUCUUUCAAUCUUAAACGUGUUUUAAUAUUAAAUUAUAUACAGGGGUAUUAAAAGAAGAAUUUGGCAAAAAAAUACCAAUCUAUGGUAAUAACUUAGCGUCUAGUCAUACAUCAGUUCUUACAAACAGUAGAACAGAGCUAUAGCCUUCUUAUUAGUCAAUGAUUUAACCUAUUCCAUUAAAUAAUUAAGUGCAAUGUGUUUAAAAACUCAAGCAAAUUGAAUCUGAUCUAGCAGAAGAAAAAAGAAAGAGAGAACAAAUAUAUAAUACAAUUGAAAUCUCAAAAUUAAAGAAAGGAUCCUCGUUAUUCAAAUACAUUUUACCAAUAAUCUUAGGGAUUUUGUUAUCGAAUAUUUACUAAUUGAGCCUUUAAUAGUAUGAAUGAGAUUUGAAUAUUAAUUUUGAUAAAUAUACAAUAAAUAUUAUAUAUCUUAAAAAA